CCACUGUAAUUUACACCAUGGCGUCAUGUUCUGAGUUUUCACUGGAGGCGAAAACGACUGGGCUAUGUUAUCAGUUGAACCGAAAAUUUCAAGACGACGCCAAGGUGUCACGUGAUGAAAUGGAACGGAACAAGAAGACAGUCUGUGAUAUUGUCGAUAAAGUUAUCGAACAUAUGCAGAAAGACGCCACGUUUCAGGCAAGCUACGUUCGCAACAUUGGUGUUGGCAGCUCGCAUGAAAAGCUCAAAGUCCGCGAGGCCGACGAGUUCGAUUACAACAUAUGCCUUAAAAUACCGGAUGGAUGGAAAGGACAGAUAGAGGGUCCAAGUUCACUUGGUCCUCAAGGCUACGCAAUGUAUAAACUGGAUGUGGGUUUUUCAUCUUCUACUUCCCUCGUUCACCGUAAAUGGCAGUCGUUUAUGGACCACAGUCAUUACCUUCUACCUUUUAAGCUAUAUGAUUGGUUCUAUGGUCUGGUGGCAAAGGCAUUAGCAUCUAGUGAACUGAAGUACUGUGAUGAAAUGCAAGGUGUCACUCUCCGAAGAGCUGAACCGUCAGCGAACCUCAUAAUAAACAAACCUGGUCGGCAAGAAAUGUCAGUGGAUCUAGCCCCAACACUACAAAUGGUUGGCAAUCCACCAGGCUUUAGGUUUCCUGAUACUUGGCCUAACAAAGAAAUGACAGAGAAAAUAGAAGACGUAAUGCGAUGUAACAGUCUGUGGCAAAUUUGUACAAAAGAGUACACGGGUGCGGUCCUGGCUGGAAACGAACGUUGGUGGCGUAUUUCUACCUCACCUCUUGAGAAGUAUGUCCUCAAUACAAUUGACCGAUACAAUGGAGUUGAUAGCAGAGGAGGGAGUCGAAAAACAGUCCUGCGAUUAUUAAAGUUACUACGAGAGAUGGACGGUUCUAAUUGGUUAGCAAUUAAAUCAUAUCACCUUAAACACUUAGUGAUGUUAGAGUCUUGUCGCUAUAAUGACUGGCCAGUUGAGAAGAUUGAUGUUCGUUUCAUUGGAUGUCUUAGAGCGUUAGAAAAUUCUUUGCGGAAACGCAACCUCCAGAAUGUGUUUUUUCCUGAAAUGAAUUUAUUCCAUGAUCUCAAAUUUGAUGCGGCCAAUAAUUUAGCUUAUCGCGUGAAAAAAAUUGCUGACAAAAUUGAAAAAGAUCCCGAACUUAUCAAUAAAUAUCUUACUUGUAGCGUUGCUGCUGAAAACUUGGAGAGCCAACUGACUGCACUGAAAAAAUGUCAGCAUGUUCGGACAUGUCCUGACGAUGUCCCGGGAUGGUUUCUGGAUUAUAUACCAUGUCAUAUCAACCAUUUCUUUGCGUUGCUUGAUAAUGUUUAA
Messenger RNA from Saccoglossus kowalevskii, 1346 nucleotides. Its product is annotated as cyclic GMP-AMP synthase-like receptor 3. The record is from RefSeq and is a predicted model, not a curated record. Lineage: Eukaryota; Metazoa; Hemichordata; Enteropneusta; Harrimaniidae.